This is a messenger RNA of Saccharomyces eubayanus, 1785 nucleotides long. RefSeq names its product transcription factor TFIIIC subunit TFC8 (gene TFC8). The transcript has a single exon. Lineage: Eukaryota; Fungi; Ascomycota; Saccharomycetes; Saccharomycetales; Saccharomycetaceae. The record is from RefSeq and is a predicted model, not a curated record. Gene Ontology annotation, molecular function: protein binding. The coding region runs from base 1 to 1785 and encodes 594 amino acids.
AUGUCAAUUAAAGGCACGAUGAAGCUCUUAAGGGAUUUGCUGGUAGAUAGGAAGGAGUUUGAGGACUGGAAGAACAAUUUAGCAUGGGCUCGGGAUGGUACUUUAUAUUUAACAACCUUUCCAGAUAUCAGUAUUGGCCAGCCAAAAUUUACUAGGGACGUGAAUAACAAUAGUAAGAAUUUGUUCCAUGUCAAAGAACGCCCCUUAGAAUUUGAAAACAAACUGGAUUUCGAGCUGGCACAACAGAACGGUUUGCUGAAUUCGCAGCCAGUCUCCUAUCCCAGAGUCUGUAAACCAUCACCGACCGAUGAUUGGAUAGCUGUAUUAACCAAUAAUGGGAAUAUUUCUGUAUACAAGGACAGUAAAAACCUUAUCAAUAUUGACUCACCAGGCGAUUUGAGCCGCAGAAUUUACCAUUGCUUUGAGUGGAAUCCUAAUGGUUCUUCAAUUGCAGUCGGUAACGAAGAUGGUGAGCUUCAGUUUUUUGGUAUUCAGAAGAACCUAGAAACCACUCCAGAAUUUUUGUUUGAAUAUAGCUUAAAAUUAAGUGAUGCUGGCUCAAGAGAUUGGGUCACCCAUAUAACGUGGUGCGAUGAUAUUCUCAUAGCGGCGCUUUCAAAUAAUUCUGUAUUCUCCAUCACAUUUCCCACUCCCUCCAAAGAUCCUGUAUCCAAAUUAUUACAAAGUGCUUCGAGAAGAAAAAUUACUGAUUUGAAAAUAGUGGACUACAAAGUAAUUUUAACCUGUCCUGGAUAUGUUCAUAGGAUAGAUUUGGAAGAUUAUUCAAUUUCGAGCUUAAAAACAGGAUCUCCAGAAAACUUUUAUAUAAUCCCACUGAGGUACGAAAAAGAGAGUACGGUAUUACUGAUUUCUAAUAAGACUAGUUAUAAAGUUCUUUUAGGAGACGGACUCAAUAUGACGGUAGAUAAUAUUAUUGCGCCUUAUUUGGAAAAAAAAUUCAAAAAGUGGAGCACUAUUUGGAAUGAGUUCAACAAUUAUGAAACAUCUGUGGUCAUUCAUGGCGUGUCUCUCUCUCCAGAUGGAUAUUCAGUAGCAAUAAUAUAUAAUAUGGAACGGGUGGCAUUCAAAUACAAAAUUGCCUCAGAACAGUCUUUCUGUAUAAUGUUCGCUCCAUUAUAUCAAUCUUGGAGAAUUUCUGAAUAUGCUGAUGGAUUAGCGUGGUACCAAACGUACCAUAUUUAUGACAAAUCAAUGCCUCGACUUCCAGACAAUUUCAGUGCAGAUAAGAAAUUGCUAAAUGGAAGCUACCCUAUUAGUCUGGAUUUCAAAUCAUACCUCAUAGCUUUGGUAAAAAGUGAAGAGAUGAGAUCCAUAAUGUUUUUGAAUAUGACAAAUGAGGUCCCAUCACUUUUAUCAUUUCAAGAAGCAUUGUACGAGUAUGUCGCGAAUAAAACAUCCGAGCUAACAAACAACUUUGAUUUAGCCUGCGUAUUGUCUUUAGCAAAGAUACUGAACAGACAAGCGCCGAUUACUAAUGGAAAGUUAACAAUGAAAAGCGGUUUACUUGAGGAAGAUUUCGACUUAGAGAGCUUCAAAGCUGACCCUGAAAUUGUAACAUCUACAACCAAUAAUACGUGGAAAAGAUGCGGUGUGACUCUACUUCCGAUACUCACUACGCAAGUAAAAAUAUGUCCCGUGAGUAAAAAAAGAGUACUGGAUAUAAAACGAGAUGACGUCAACAAUUAUGGCUGGUUCACAAGAGGUCUACUAGAGACAUUUAAUGACAAAAGCAUAUACAGCGGAACGACGCUGGAAACAAUUUAA